AUGUCAAACAAACUAGUAAUUCAUAAAAUUGAAAAUGAAAUUAAUUUCAAAUCUCUCCAAAUUUCAUUGGAUCAAAAUAAAGAUGGGAUGCAUGAGCAAACAGAAUGGGUUGAUGGAAAAAUUGAAGAAGAAAGUAGGAGCGAAGAUGCUGAUGUGGUGGUAAAAGUAUUGAAUUCAGAGGAGCGGAGUACUUUUGAUCUUGACUAUUGUGCUAGGGAAAUAAAGGAAGGGUCUAUACUUCAUAUAUUAAAAGACCACUUUGGCAGGGACUGUGAAAAAGAAUCGAAUGAGGAAGUAAUUGAUAAAACUAAAGGCUCUGGUGGCUCUGGAAUUGAAUUUUGGGACCAAUUACAAAGGCACAAUACUAUAACUGGUAAUAAAAAUAAUAUGGAUUAUGAAUUUAAAAACUUUUUAGAGCAUAGUCUUAUAAAGGUUAAAGAAAAUAAUCAUCGUAUUUGGCAAAAAAUUCAAAUACUCAAUAAGACCUUAAAUAUCGUUACGAAGAAUACAUUUUAUUUGGAUGGGAAAUCUCUGCAUUCAUACACAUGCAGCGAAUGCGAAAAAUGUUUUGUCUACGAAACAGGACUCCGAAGACAUUUCUACAUGCGACAUGGAACUAUAGAUUGGCCGCAAUGGCAAACUGUUUGGACAUGUAUGGAGUGUUUUCAAGUUUGGCCUCAAUAUGAUUAUGCGAUAAGACAUAGCAAAAGCUGCUGCAGUCCAAGCGACAUUGUCAUCGUUAGAGAAAUAAAGACAUCACUACUGUUGCAGUGCGAGUUCUGCGAAAAAGUAUUUACAUGCAUCCCCAAACUACUAAGACACUGCAAGGACCACACUGCUAAAUAUAAUUACGAAUGUAAAGAUUGCUGCAUGAUAUUCGUAUCAUAUAAGAACGCUGAACAGCACUGGAUGCAGUGCCCAUGGUCAAAACAAAACUAUACUUUCUCCCUACCAAAAAUGUUACUUUGUAAUAUUUGUGAUCGUAAGUUUAGGAAUUACGAGCAAUUGUAUAAUCACAGGUAUAAAGCAGGCCAUUUUAUGGGAAAAAUCAUAGACAAGGAAGACUUGCUAAGUAUUGUUUAUCAAUGUGAAGCAUGUAGUCAAUGGUUCAUCAAUACCAUGUUGCUCAAGGAGCACAGAAAUCAGCACCACCCAAGAUUUGAUUGUGUAAUAGCAUUGUAAUAGUUUUGGUUGAUUUCCUUCUACCUGUGUUUAUGUUAGACAUCUUUGAGUUGAAAAAAAUAUUUUAUUUGAAGUUUA
Aricia agestis (brown argus) is the source of this 1260-nucleotide messenger RNA. Its product is annotated as zinc finger protein 678-like. Lineage: Eukaryota; Metazoa; Arthropoda; Insecta; Lepidoptera; Lycaenidae. The coding region runs from base 1 to 1182 and encodes 393 amino acids. Gene Ontology annotation, molecular function: DNA-binding transcription factor activity; RNA polymerase II cis-regulatory region sequence-specific DNA binding. Gene Ontology annotation, biological process: regulation of transcription by RNA polymerase II. The record is from RefSeq and is a predicted model, not a curated record. The transcript has 2 exons.